AUGGAUACAACCGAGAUUCUUUCAUUGACGUUAGAGCAGUUGGAAGAAAGACACAAAGCAGAAAAAAAGAAAUUGACAGACAAAAUUAUCACGCUUCGUAAAAGUGCACCUAAAAGUGACAAGAGAAAGAAACGUGAAGUAGCUUCUAAAAUAGCAGAUCUUGAAUACGAUCUUAACAAGAAACACCAAGAAGAACUAAACCUACUUAAGGCAAAAGAAACAGGCCUCGAUCCGAACGAACAAGAGUCCGAACAAGACAAUGAUGGUAUUUCUCUAGACCGUCUCAACGAACUCACACUUGAAGAUAAACAACAAAAGCCUGAAGAGCAGCCUCAGCCAAAAGCUAAAAAAGUCAAUCGAGCCAGACAAAGAAUUGAAAAGAGAAAUGCAGAAAUGGAACGCUUGCGUCAAGAAGCAGAAAAAGAAGCAGAGAAUCAAGUGGAUAUGUCUGUCGUGGAAACAGAGGCUAUUCAGAAAUUACUAGACCCAAUGCAGUUAAGAAUCAAGCAAAUUUCUGCUGAUGGUCAUUGUUUGUACAAUGCUUUUGCAGACCAAUUAAAGAUGCGAUAUGAAGAUGUGGUUAGUUAUAAAGAUCUUCGAAAAUCAGCUGCUGAAUAUAUGCGUCAACAUCCUGAUGAUUUCACUCCCUUUUUGUACCUUGAAGAUGGUGACUUUAAUCGCUAUUGUCAUGAUAUUGAGAAUACAGCUUGCUGGGGUGGCCAAUUAGAAAUCUUGGCUUUGGCAAAAGCAAAACAAGUGCCUGUAGAUAUUGUUCAAUAUGGUGGUCCUGUCAUUCGAAUUUGUGAAGAUGAAUACCCAAACAAAUCACCUAUCAAACUAUCCUAUCAUAAACACCUUUAUUCAUUGGGUGCUCACUAUAAUUCCUUGACUGACCAAUAA
Molecule: messenger RNA, 900 nt
Organism: Gilbertella persicaria
Lineage: Eukaryota; Fungi; Mucoromycota; Mucoromycetes; Mucorales; Choanephoraceae
Product: OTU domain-containing protein 6B
Exons: 5
Coding region: 1-900 (299 amino acids)
Biological process (GO): protein deubiquitination
Molecular function (GO): cysteine-type deubiquitinase activity
Source: RefSeq, a predicted model, not a curated record